AUGGCCGACGAUCAACUUGAAGGUUCUAUCAAAAACAUCUUGGAACAAAAGUCACUUAAAUGGGUUUUCGUCGGUGGAAAAGGAGGAGUAGGAAAAACUACAUGCAGUUGUUCUCUGGCUGCUCAGCUAUCGAAAGUCAGAGGACGCGUUCUUCUGAUUUCCACGGAUCCCGCCCAUAAUAUUUCGGACGCAUUUUGUCAGAAAUUUACGAAAACUCCAACGCUCGUCGAAGGUUUCACAAAUCUUUUUGCAAUGGAAAUUGAUUCGAACCCAUCUGGAGAAGGUGUAGAAAUGGCAAAUAUCGAAGAAAUGCUCCAAAAUGCUGCACAAAACGAAGGUGGAAGUGGAAAUGGGUUCGCAAUGGGAAAAGAUUUCUUGCAACAAUUCGCUGGGGGACUACCAGGAAUUGAUGAGGCAAUGAGCUUUGGAGAGAUGAUCAAACUGAUAGAUUCUCUCGAUUUCGACGUCGUCGUUUUUGACACAGCGCCGACUGGGCAUACUCUUCGUCUUCUCCAAUUUCCAACACUUUUGGAAAAAGUAUUCACAAAGAUUCUCUCUCUUCAGGGAAUGUUUGGGCCAAUGUUGAAUCAGUUCGGUGGAAUGUUCGGAAUGGGUGGAGGAUCAAUGAAUGAAAUGAUUGAAAAAAUGACAACUACAUUGGAAAGUGUCAAGAAAAUGAAUGGACAAUUCAAGGAUCCGAAUUGCACAACUUUCGUUUGCGUUUGCAUCGCGGAAUUCUUGUCGCUCUACGAAACGGAACGAUUGAUUCAAGAAUUGACAAAACAAGGAAUCGAUACUCACAACAUUAUCGUCAAUCAACUGUUAUUCCCAGAUACAGAUGAAUCUGGAAAAAUAACAUGUCGAAAGUGUGGAUCUCGUCAAGCGAUCCAAUCGAAAUAUCUCAGUGAAAUCGAUGAAUUAUACGAAGACUUCCACGUCGUCAAGUUGCCGCUUCUGGAAUCUGAAGUUAGAGGAGGACCUGAAAUUCUUAAAUUCUCAGAGAGAAUGGUUCAUCCCGAGAAGAAUACCAAUCAGUGA
Molecule: messenger RNA, 1038 nt
Organism: Caenorhabditis briggsae
Lineage: Eukaryota; Metazoa; Nematoda; Chromadorea; Rhabditida; Rhabditidae
Gene: Cbr-asna-1
Product: Protein CBR-ASNA-1
Exons: 3
Coding region: 1-1038 (345 amino acids)
Biological process (GO): post-translational protein targeting to endoplasmic reticulum membrane
Cellular component (GO): GET complex
Molecular function (GO): ATP hydrolysis activity; ATP binding
Source: RefSeq, a predicted model, not a curated record